AGCGGCUGUAUACAGUCCCGACGAGGUUGCUAUUGUUGUUAUCCUUGUGUUGAUCCUGCGUUCGAGAUCUCCUUCUGAUACACCAGAGAUGUGCCAUUAGACUUUGCUGGAUCGGUGGUUGUUGAAAGUCUGGAACCGAGAGAUCUCCGUCCGUCGUUGUGGAGACGAGUCUGAUACCGAUAUCCUGAUAAUCAUCGCCGUGCAAAAACAACCCAAACAAUCCGUCCUCGUCAACUCCUUCUCCCCUACAAGUCGGUAUCAUGGGAUUCGGGGAAUUCAAUGCACUAUGCCAGAAGGCAGCGGUUCCCCUAUGCUCUUUGGUGGGGCCAGCUUCGUCGAUAUCAGGCGCAACCGGCAUCAUACCCAAUUGUUAUGCGCGGAACAUUGAGUUGGCCAAUACGAUCAUCUUUGAGGGCGCCGCUUCGUUUAUGCACAUUAUUGCCCUGGUUAUGACGGUUAUUAUGAUUCUGCAUGUUAGAUCCAAGUUUACCGCAGUUGGCCGCAAAGAAAUUAUUACAUUCUUCUAUAUAUACAUGGCAUUAACAAUCGUCUCCCUUAUUGUCGACGCAGGCGUCGUUCCACCAAGAAGCGGCCCUUUCCCUUAUUUCGUGGCCGUUCAGAAUGGACUGGUUUCCGCGCUGUGCACCUGUUUACUCGUCAACGGGUUCGUGGGCUUCCAGCUUUACGAGGACGGCACUGUGCUGUCAGUCUGGCUUCUACGACUGACGUCUGUGACUAUGUUUGCCAUAUGCUUUCUCGUGUCCGUUUUGACCUUCAAAUCGAAGGGAGGGCUGAGUCCCACCAAUACCAUUGGCCUGUUCUUGGUCCUCUAUGUCUUCAACGCAAUAUGCGUUGCAGUAUACUUGAUAAUGCAGCUUUUCUUGGUUGUGAACACCCUUGAAGACCGCUGGCCUCUCGGCCACAUCGCCUUCGGCGUUCUUGUUUUCAUCGCGGGACAGGUUAUUCUCUAUGCUUUCGGUGAUACGAUCUGUAGCAAGGUUCAACACUACCUGGACGGCCUGUUCUUUGCCACGUUCUGCAACCUUCUGGCUGUGAUGAUGGUUUACAAGUUUUGGGACUAUAUCACCAAGGAAGACCUUGAGUUCUCGGUGGGUAUUAAACCCAACAACUGGGAAGUCAAGGAGCUUCUCCCGGACGAUGAGCGACGAACAUCACUAUACCCGGAUUCGGAGUACGCCAAUAGCUGGCAUCACCGAUCUUCGAGCUAUGACCGUUAACCUCUUGGGCACCUGGUCUCUAUCAUGAGCUAUAUAUCUUCCGUUGUGUUUUCUUUUCCAGCGAUACUAUGAAUUCGGGAACGAAUUAUGCCAGAUUUUACGAUGUGGCCCUACGCAUGAUGAAUUAAUGUACCUAGGUUUUGCAAUUUAUAGCGAUGAUGAAUUUGCUUUCUUCAUACAAGAGACAAUGGCACCACACUCC
This is a messenger RNA of Aspergillus glaucus CBS 516.65, 1440 nucleotides long. Its product is annotated as chitin synthase export chaperone. The transcript has 3 exons. The coding region runs from base 261 to 1238 and encodes 325 amino acids. The record is from RefSeq and is a predicted model, not a curated record. Gene Ontology annotation, biological process: protein folding. Lineage: Eukaryota; Fungi; Ascomycota; Eurotiomycetes; Eurotiales; Aspergillaceae. Gene Ontology annotation, cellular component: endoplasmic reticulum membrane.